AUGGAACGGGCACAACACGCACUUAUCGACCCAUUGAUCGAGCCAGACCCGAGCGAUGAGACUGGACUGAACUCCCACUUCCGCUCAACCUUUGCGCCUCGACAAGAUGGCCCCAUCACCCCACCCGGAUCCGCCGGACUGUCCAAAGACGGACCCUCCGUAAAGGUCCAGGAACAGCGCACAGGUGGCUCAGCCGGGAGCAACCCUUUCUUGCGGUCUCAACAAACUGGCAGCUCAGUGGGAACCAACCCAUUCCUACCAUCUCAACACACCGGCAGCUCUGCGCAGACAAAUCCGUACCGCCGCUCGAGAGCCUCGUCUGAAGCCAAGGCUCCCUCUGCGACUGUUUCGCAGUUUGGCCAGACUACUCCAAGGUCGAGCAGGUAUGAGUACCCGUCCCCUCCACAGUCUGCCAGCCCUCGGAAACAGCACUUCUCGGACCACCGCGCGAAUGCGUUCGGAUCCAUGAACGAGACUAGGCCCCGUCGAUCGAGCCAGCCGUCGUCAUCCAGGCCACAGUCGCAAUAUGUUUCUGGACGUAACCGUGGAGCAUCGUUGAGUGCAGGGGAAAACUCCCCCUUGGACACAAUACGCAAAGAGACUAAGACUGCGCACCGUGCCCACCAUCUUAGAAAGAAGAAUUUCCAGGGUGCUGACAUCAUCGACCGGCUCGACAAGACCGGUGUAUCGCGCUACCAUCACGAGGGACCGUAUGAUGCCGCCAGCAUUGCCCGCAACAGAGACAAGAAAUACAGCCCUGUCGCGGCGGUGCAGGAAUCGAACGAGGAAGCGCUGAGGGCUACACCGACGGAGAAUAUUCGCGAUGCUGUCGAGAGACACCGCCCACUAGACGGCGUCGCUAUCGUCCCCCCAGGGAUGGCCGACAAAUUUGGUCGCGUCUACCACUAUGAAGAAGGCACUGAUAUGCAGCGCGAUCCUCUGAACAAGGGCGACUACAAGCGAGUGCCAGGUGUUGAAUACGAUCCGAAUGAUCUAAAGGGCAAGGGCGAGCCAUCCUACACCAUUGAGAAGCAGCUGAAAGAUCACAAGAGGUAUGGCGACGGCGGAAUCGAGAUGACAUCACGCCGUCACAGCAAGAGUGUAGGCCACACCGAGGCGCCUGGUGCCAUUCCUGCGGAAAACCCCUUCGAGGCCGAAGCAUCUGGUGUCGGGCGAAGCAACUCUGGUUUGGGCAAUGCGCUAAAGAAGCGAUUCGGCAGCAUUCGACGCAAGAAGCAGGACGUUGACGCUUAG
This is a messenger RNA of Ascochyta rabiei, 1254 nucleotides long. RefSeq lists its product as uncharacterized. The coding region runs from base 1 to 1254 and encodes 417 amino acids. Gene Ontology annotation, cellular component: cytoplasm. NCBI's taxonomy places the organism in Eukaryota, Fungi, Ascomycota, Dothideomycetes, Pleosporales, Didymellaceae. The transcript is spliced from 3 exons. The record is from RefSeq and is a predicted model, not a curated record.